GAUGUGAAGAUAAGACAGACUGGAGGAACGGCUCUGGAUCUUCCAGAGGAUGAUCUGUUCUUACAGGAACAGUACGUGAUCCGGGUGAGAGUCAAGCUUGAUCUUAAAAACGCGAUCUGGAGCGACUGGAGUCAGGAGUACAGCUGGACAUCUGAAGUGGGCCAGACCCGCCCCACACCAGGCGUCCCCGUGUUCCUGCCGCUGGAUUGGUCAGUCGCAGGAUUCACACUGACAGGAAUCACUCUGGUUCUCGUAUCGGUGUGUGUUAUUCUCAUCCGCUGCGACAGGAGAAAGAGCCUCCAGAAGAAGUGCUCCCUGUAUAUUCCUGAUCCCUCCAAGUUCUUCGGAGAUCUGAACUCUCAACACGGAGGGAAUUUUACGUCUUGGCUGGGGCCGCUUUUAGCGCAUGAGAGCUUCAUCAAAGUGGACACGGAGUGCGUGAGUCCCGUCGAGGUCCUGAAGCAACCGGUCGCUGGUGAUUCCCGAAGCUCACACCGAGACAGAGACAGCGACGGCCUGCAGGACCGAUGGGACGGAACCAGCAAAUCCUCCAACUUCUCAAACUCCACCUACUUCUUGUCCCAGACUUCGAAGGGGCCGAUCGACACCCUGGAGCCGUGCUCGACGGACUCCUCCUACGGGCCAGCAGGGGGCGUCAGCGGGCCGGACCCGGGUCACGCUCACGUCACUCGCGAAUCUGAAGAGAAGGAGCUUGAACUGAAGACCCUGGAGAGGCUCCGGCAGGACACGCAGAGCCCAGAUUCGGGUUUCGCCGGCGGGGCCGAGGACAGCAUGGAGGAGUCGGACCUUCCCAGUCCUUUGGCUUUAAACCUGACCCGGCUCCUGCCACAGGGCCUGCCGGCUCCUCAUCCCAUCAUGCACCUUGGCUUCAAGCACACGGCUGGUUUCGGCUGCGGGUUUCCGGGACUAAUGGAGCUGGACCUUCAGAGCCCGUGUGGGAUGAUCGAGCCCUCUAGUGGCGAUUACAUGCCAGUUAAGAGUGUGCAGAAUUAACAUUGUUGUUCACAGUUCAGACUGAAGAGGUCAUGAAUAAUCAGGACUCACUAAACUUGAGUUGCGGUUUAGCUACGAUCAGAAACGCUCAGGGCUUGAUAUUAACACCAGCAAUAUACAUUUUUAUACUUUGGAAAAGCCAUCUCAUCAAAAGGCAUCUGAAAUAAUAAACUAAGUAUAAAAAUAUAGAUUUUUCAAUACAUAUGGAGACUGAAAUAUCUGAAACGCUUCCAAUGAUCAUUUUCCUCAGAAUAGAUAUCGAGCGUAGCGUCAGUUCUGGCAGGUCACGUUAGUCGAGCUCGCAUCAGUG
This is a messenger RNA of Rhinichthys klamathensis goyatoka, 1324 nucleotides long. RefSeq names its product interleukin-2 receptor subunit beta. NCBI's taxonomy places the organism in Eukaryota, Metazoa, Chordata, Actinopteri, Cypriniformes, Leuciscidae. The transcript has 4 exons. Gene Ontology annotation, cellular component: membrane; external side of plasma membrane. The annotation marks the transcript as partial. Gene Ontology annotation, molecular function: cytokine receptor activity. The record is from RefSeq and is a predicted model, not a curated record. Gene Ontology annotation, biological process: cytokine-mediated signaling pathway; immunoglobulin mediated immune response.